Messenger RNA from Salvia miltiorrhiza (redroot sage), 1206 nucleotides. RefSeq lists its product as uncharacterized. Lineage: Eukaryota; Viridiplantae; Streptophyta; Magnoliopsida; Lamiales; Lamiaceae. The transcript has 4 exons. The record is from RefSeq and is a predicted model, not a curated record. The coding region runs from base 1 to 1206 and encodes 401 amino acids.
AUGAUGAGCAUGCUAAGAAGAGAUCCCAUUCCCCAUAUUACACCAUUGCCUUUAUUUGAUGAGGAAAAGGAAGGUAAUGACUUAGAGGAUAUCCAUGGACUGGAGAUUAAAAAUGAUGGUGAGGGGAUUGAUGAUGCAGAGAUUGGGGAAGGGAUAGAGCUAGGAGAAAGUGGAUUAGAUGGACAGGAGGGGAGGGAUGCAAGUGAAGAGGAUAAUGAAGAUGAUCCAUUAGGUCUCGGUGAUGGUUCAGAGACAGACUCUAGUACAUAUAGUCAGGAUCUAACAGAGAGCGAUGAGGAAUUAGUGAAGGCAGCCGUUGUUGGGGAUAUAGAACAGGGAGUUCAAGGACAUUUUGAACUAGGUAUGACCUUUGCAGGGGCAAAGGAGGUUAGAGAUGCUCUUAACACUUAUUCUGUGAAUUUUGGCUAUAAGCUUAAGUUCUUAAAGAAUGAACCUAAGAGGGUGAGGGUGGUUUGUAUUGGUGACAGUACUUGUCCAUUUCUAUUUCUUGCAUCAAAAGAUGGGGAUACAGAGGGUCUUAUUGUUAAGACAUUGGUGGCAGAGCACACAUGUUGUAGGCAAAGACAAGUGCCUAGUGCUUCUCAGGCCUAUCUUGCAAAUUUUUUCAAAGAUGCAAUCUAUAGAAAUCCUAGGUUUACAUCUAAGGAUAUACAGGGGCAUGUGAAAGAUCACCUAAAACUCCAUGUCAGUCUUGGCAAAUGCAAAAGAGCAAAGAGGACUAUCCUCAAUGCACUGCAGGGAAGCUAUGUAGAGGAGUUCAAAUGCCUUGUUGGCUAUAUUGACAAGGUGAAGGAGACAAAUCCAGGGAGCAAAGUGGAACUCCAACUAUCCAAGGAUGAGUUGUCUAAUGGCAGGAGGGUGUUCAAGAGGAUCUUUGUCAUGCUUGAUGCAUGUAAGAAAAAUUGGCUAGGUGAGUGUAGGCCUUUGAUCUCCCUGGAUGGAUGUCAUUUGAAAGGGGUUACUUUCGGUUGCCUUCUCACAGCAGAUGGAAAUGAAGGGAUUGUUCCUAUUGCUUGGGCACUUGGUGAUGGAUCAAGGGUGACUCUAAUAUCAGACAUGCAAAAGGGAUUGAUGAAAGCAGUGAAAGAGCAAGCACCAGAGGCCGAGCAUAGAUGGUGUGCAAGACACAUCUAUGCUAAUUGGAGUAAGAAAUGGAGAGGUGCUGAGCUGAAAAAGAGGUCCUGA